Messenger RNA from Pocillopora verrucosa, 1482 nucleotides. RefSeq lists its product as uncharacterized. Lineage: Eukaryota; Metazoa; Cnidaria; Anthozoa; Scleractinia; Pocilloporidae. The record is from RefSeq and is a predicted model, not a curated record.
AUGGCGCCCACGAAGGAGACAUACAUUUAUCUUUGUAAUUGCGACAAUUUAUGUGAUUUAAACGAGGUGGAAGAGCUUUUGAAAGCUGUCGAAAAGAAGCUUGUAGUGAAAACUUCUUUUAAGAUCGUAAAAGGCUACUUCAGCGGCGGACAAAUCUCGGAUAUGGUCAACGAAACUAUCCCCAACUUGAAGAUGGAUUAUGCAGUGUUUGUUGUGCAUGCCGGUGAAUGCUGCCUCUCUUUCAGCGAAGACAGUGGUCAUGGAAAGAUUUAUGAGGCUCUCAAGAAGCGAACAGGCUCUGAUGAAAAAGUAUUGAUUGUCAUAGGAGGGGAUGACAAUUACAGCGACGAUGACGAAGAAAACCGUUCUAUGCUUUCUCGUCGGGCCAGGAACACAGCAUUAUCCCGCCAACUUCGUCCACAAUUCAUUGAUGGUAGAAAAAGCUUUAUAUUUUCGUGGAACAGGAAACACAGAGCUAUUCACGAAGAAGCACUAAUACAUUACUUUGAUUCCACCAAAAAGGGACAGAAGUUUACGAGUCAAUUGGUGGCAGAGCCCGUUAGAAUUGAACCCAGACCUGAAGAAACCUGGAUAACAUCCCCAGUAGCCACACAGAGUCAGUCGCCUGAGAUCUCUCAACAAGUACCUUCUGAUACCGAAAACUCUCUUGAUGAACAACAGACAGAGGAGAAAAUUGAAGAAGAGAAUGAACCAUGUGUUCUUCCAGUUUCCGAUUCACACUUCAGCACCGAUCACGAACAAUCUGGAUUUUUACUGCUCGAAACACGCAUGCGUUAUGGAAAAAUUUCGUUUGAAAGCAAGGACGUGGUGACCCGGGUAGAAAGCUGGCAACCAUCUGAAGAAGAUGCAAAAGAUUUGGAACAAAAAUGGAAGUCAACACCAUUUGCCAAAUUGAAGGUGUUUGGCAACAAAAGUGGAGAAAUUCACAAUGUCGUUGUCACACCAAAGAAGGCAUGGUGUUCAAUUUCGUAGGGAGAUUAGAAAUUAGUAGAAACAGGAGUUCUCAUAAAACAAAACUGAGGUGAACACAACUUCCCUUCGUUAAUUGUACCCCCUUUGUUCUGAGGAUAGGCCAGCGAUGUUUCCGACUGUCACCUUUACAAAUCUGUGCAUCGUUAUGUGAAUUCCAAAGGAAAUUCUAGAGGUAGCUCUUUUCCUAUUUCAAUCAUCAACAUUAACUGUAACGUUAGCAUGUACAUCCUCCAAGAAUGCGUUGGUCUUAGCCUGGGCUAUGUUCGACUUGUACUUGUGCUACAAAGCACUCCCAUUUUUAAAUAUUAUUUGACUAGUAAUAAGCACAGGUUAGGAAGUGCGGAUGAUAUCGAUCCCUGGAGUUGUUAUGUAAAUAAAAGUUUUAUUUCCCCAAGGUAUAGUCAGCAGUUCAACCAAAAAACUUGACAAAAAUGCGAUGUGGCUUUGCCAUGACUGAGAGACUGAUUGCCCCUAAUCGUCUAGUCAUCA